AGUGUGUGUGGUUUCAAGAUGGCUGCGGAGGAUCUCCCGUCUCAAUUUGAUGUUGUCAUUCUCGGAACAGGCCUCACUGAGUCUGUCAUUGCUGCGGCCUGCUCCAGAGUUGGACAAAGUGUUUUGCAUCUGGACAGGAGGAACUAUUACGCUGGAAACUGGGCAAGCUUCACUUUUAAUGGCCUGCUGUCGUGGAUUGAGGAAUAUAAGAAUCAGCAGGAGCUUCAGAUCACAGAGUCGGAGCAAGAAUGGAGGAGCUUGAUUGAAGAUGGGGAAGAAGCGGUGCCUCUUAACUCUGUCGAUUCUUCUAUUUCCAACUUAGAAGUUUUCUGUUAUGCCAGUGAGGAAGAGGAGCAAGAAGAGGAAACUAAAGACCUGUUAACAUGUCCGAAUGCUGAAACUGUAUCAGAAGAGACCAACAGUGACUCUACAGAAACUCAAGACACGGUUACAAGUGAUGAUGUUACAGAAUCAAAUGUUAAAGUGCAGAAUGAAGAGAAUGAAGAUUCUGCGCCAAAAGAGCAGCUACAUGCAUCGGAUAUUUCUGAACACAGCCAGUCAGUGGAGGAGAAACAGCCCAACAGAAGCCCAGCAGAUCCACCUGCAGAGCUGCAGAAGAAGAUAACAUAUCAAAAGCUGUUGAAAGAGGGACGCCGGUUCAACAUUGACCUGGUCUCAAAGCUGAUGUAUUCACGUGGUGCACUGGUGGAUCUGCUCAUUAAAUCUAAUGUGAGCCGCUACGCAGAGUUCAAGAACAUCGGCCGCAUCCUCACUUGCAGAAAUGGAAAAGUGGAGCAGGUCCCAUGUUCACGGGCAGAUGUGUUUGCCAGCAAGCAGCUGACCGUGGUGGAGAAGCGCAUGCUGAUGAAGUUUCUUACCUUCUGUCUGGACUUUGAGCAGCACCCAGAGGAGUACCAGGAUUACUCAGAGAAACCGUUUAGUGAGUUCCUGAAGAAUAAGAAGCUCACUGAGAACCUUCAAGAUUUUGUCCUGCUCUCAAUCGCUAUGGUGACGCAACAGACCCUCACGGAGGAAGGACUAAAGGCCACACAGCACUUCCUGCGAUGCCUGGGUCGCUACGGCAACACUCCCUUCCUGUUCCCCCUCUAUGGCCUUGGAGAAAUCCCACAGUGCUUUUGCAGAAUGUGUGCCGUAUUUGGAGGAAUUUAUUGUCUGCGACACUCUGUGCAAUGCCUUGUUGUGGAUAAGGAGUCCAACAAGUAAGUAGUGAAUA
Messenger RNA from Danio rerio (zebrafish), 1234 nucleotides. RefSeq names its product CHM Rab escort protein (gene chm). Gene Ontology annotation, biological process: small GTPase-mediated signal transduction; vesicle-mediated transport; intracellular protein transport. The record is from RefSeq and is marked validated. NCBI's taxonomy places the organism in Eukaryota, Metazoa, Chordata, Actinopteri, Cypriniformes, Danionidae. Gene Ontology annotation, cellular component: nucleus; Rab-protein geranylgeranyltransferase complex; cytosol. Gene Ontology annotation, molecular function: GDP-dissociation inhibitor activity.